Molecule: messenger RNA, 8228 nt
Organism: Nanorana parkeri
Lineage: Eukaryota; Metazoa; Chordata; Amphibia; Anura; Dicroglossidae
Gene: PIEZO1
Product: piezo type mechanosensitive ion channel component 1
Exons: 55
Source: RefSeq, a predicted model, not a curated record
CUCCACGUGGACUACUACUCCCCCUUUCCCCCCUGAUUGCCCCCUGGCCAUGGAGCUGAAAGUCCUGUGUGGAGCUCUCUUCUGGCUGCUGCUGCCUCUGUCCCUCUUAGCAGCUUGCGUGUUUCGUUACAACGCGUUAUCUUUGAUCUACCUGCUUUUCCUGCUGCUAUUACCAUGGUUCGCUGGUCCUUCGGCUCAGAGCAUGCAAGGUCACACGGGCCGCCUAUUAAAAUCUUUGCUUGCCAUCAGCCUCAUUUUCCUGUGUUCACAACUCAUCUUCCAGCUUUGCCUCCAUAUGGUGCCUGAACUGAAUGAUCUACUGGGCUACAAUUGUAGUGGUUGGGAAGUUCUGGUUCGACAUGUUGGAGUAUCUCGGUUAGACAUCUACGACAUCCCCAACACCGCGCGGCUGGUGACUCCGGAUUUAGGCAUGUUCUUGCUAUCCGCUGUAUGUCUGGGAUUGUGCAACCGCUUGGUGCCCCGGCGAACUUCUCCAUCGCCACGCGGGAGAGUCAACAGGUCAACAGAUGUGACGGAACAGGAAGAUGAAGAGCUGAGGGAGACGGGGACUGGAAAUGAAGACACAGAGGAGAAAAAGGACAUUGAUGAGGCUCAUACCUCUCUACAUGAUGGGGUGCUGGCUUCAAAAAUCAAGGAGGCUGUUCCCAAGCUACUGGAGGCAUUGAGGAAAUGUCUGGCUCUGUUGCUGCUUGCAUUAGCAGGAAUCACUGUCCCCUCUGCCUUUUCUGCCGUCUACUACCUGGUUUUUAUUGGCUUUUGCACAUGGUGGGCCUGCCACUUACCCAUUAGCUACAUUGGAUUAAACACCCUUAGCGUUAUGGUUGGCUUUUUUGCUGGAGGUCACCUAAUCUGUCUGUAUGGCUACCAAACUCCAUUCAUCCAGGACCUCUUCCCUCCAGGAGAGCUGUGGGCAAGACUAUUUGGCCUGCAUGACAUUGUUAAUUACGGCAACUGCACGGGUAGCUUUGAUGAGCUCAUUCUGAACCAGAGCCAUGACUGGCCAGUUUAUGUGAACCCGGGAAUUUUGCUGCUGCUCUACUACUCGGUCAUCUCCUUGUUGAAGCUGAAGAAGCUGAAGAAGCCCAGCAGUGUAAGGACUGUUUCUCAGAAGCAGGAAAAUGUCCAGGUUGAAGCUUGUGACACUAAAGCGCCUUUGAAGGAGGACCUGGAAAUGGCAAAGGUGGAAUCAUGGCCAAAAGAAAGGAACCGCUUUGGGGAGGAGACUAAGCCCAUGUUGCCAAGUGACAGUGAAGCAUGGGGAGAAGAUCAGCAGGAUUUUACCGUUCAUGUUAUCCAGCCACCUUUUACUACAUACCCUGUUUGCAAUGUUUGCGGACGUACCCACAAGAACACGCAGGUCCGGAUGGAUGACUUCAGGGAGUAUCGUAACAAACGGACUCUGUCCUCCUGUGGGAGCUGGAUCCCCAACUCCCUUUCCCAUUGGUCAAUGAAAUAUAGUGGUGGUUCUAGGUCCUUGGUGAGGGCGACCUGCAGGGGCUCCGGAGUCAGGAUAAAAAUGAAGGGCGAGAGGGGACACCCCUGCCUGGUUCGAUUGGAUAUCGGGAAGGAGGCGGACAACAUUCCGUUGACACAGACCCUAGCAGUUGGCUGGGAAUAUAAGGCCAAAAUCCACGCGAGCAUACCCGGACCCACCCCCACGUGCUCCAACGUGAGUCGAAGGAAAGACCAGUCGACCCUGUCGAAGGCCUUUUCUGCGUCCAUGGAUACUAUCAAACUUGGGAUGGAUUUCGACAGGGCUGAAUACAAUGGAGGAGUGAACGUAGUCACCCAGGAACAGGAAGUGUGUUAUUCAGGAUUACCAGUAAUGAUGUGCGGGAGGCUUGGUAAUAAACUCAAGGCCCUGAGAGACCUAUCACCAGUUCUGCUGGUUAACGUUAUUCUCAGCCAGAGCUACAUUUGUGCACUUAUCGCCAUGAUGGUUUGGAGUAUCACCUAUCACAGCUGGUUGACCUUUGUUCUCCUUCUCUGGGCCUGCCUGAUCUGGAUGGUUCGAAAUCGGCGCCAGUUCGCCAUGCUGUGCUCCCCUUUCAUCCUUCUCUACGCCAUGACACUCUGCAGUUUACAGUACGUCUGGAGCAUGGACCUGGAGAAUGAGCUGCCAACGCGACUCGGCUUUAUGAGACUCUCUCAGCUGGGACUGAAACGAGCCCCUUACCCAUGCCUUAACCUUGGCACUAUGCUCCUGUACACUCUGACAUGUUGGCUCCUUUUCCGUCAGUUUGUCACGGAGCAGCUUCAGAAGCGUAAGCGGGUGAGCCCACCUUUGGUGGAGGUGGCUGUUCAUAAAUCUGGUCAGCUUGCAAAGAAGCAUCUGCUAAAUUUUCUAGCAGAGCAGCUGAUGGGAUUCUAUGCCAAAUACUGGAUCUACGUAUGCGCAGGAAUGUUCAUAAUUGUUAGCUUUGCGGGCAGGCUGGUGGUGUACAAAAUUGUCUAUAUGUUCCUCUUCCUUCUUUGCUUAAUCAUCUUUAAGGUGUUUUACGCACUCUGGCGGAAGCUGCUGAACUUUUUCUGGUGGCUGGUGGUGGCUUACACAAUGCUGGUCCUUAUUGCCAUCUACACCUUCCAGUUUGAAGAGUUUCCCAUUUACUGGAAAAACCUGACUUCCCUCACAGAUCAGCAGUUGGGUGCAUUAGGACUGGAGAAGUUCAGUGUGUCGGAGCUCUUUUCCAGCAUCCUCAUCCCUGGCUUCUUUCUCCUGGCCUGUAUCCUUCAGCUCCACUACUUUCACCGGCUUUUCAUGGACAUCACCGAUCUGGCAAGGUCACCAUCUCUGAACAAUACACUACGUACUGGCUGGUAAGCUAUUAAGAGAGCUAAAAUGGGGUUCCCAUGUCUUGAGGAAGAAGAGGAGGAAUAUGCUGAAGAAUAUGCUGAAGAAUGUGCUGAAGAAUGUGCUGAAGAAUGUGCUGAAGACACCUUGCAAGUAAAAACACCUCACGAGUGUUCUUAUGUCCCAGAAAAUUUCAGCAAGUGGCAUCUGGUUGCUCUGCGUCUCACUGUCCUCUUUUGCAAGUUCUCUGAUCGCCUGCACAAGGUGCAGGCCUUCCUGUGGCGGAUCCUGGAGCUGCACGUGCUGAAACUGGUGGCCCUGUACAAUUUGUGGGUGGCCCUAAAUGAGGUUUCUGUGAUGAAUUUCCUCUUUGUCAUUCUGUGGGCAUUUGCUGUCCCGUUUUCACGUUUCCAACACAUGGCAUUAAGUCUGUGUACAAUUUGGACCUCCAUUAUAAUCGUGUGUAAGAUGUUGUAUCAGCUGACUAUUGUCAACCCAGAGGACUACUCCAUAAACUGUACACAGCCUUUUCCUAAUGGCACCAACCUCCUGGAGGAAGAAAUCCAGAAUUCAACAUUGUACCAGUCACCAAUUGAUCCUGCCAAUUGGUUUGGAAUCCGGAAAGGUCAUUCCAACUUGGGAUACAUUCAGAAUCACCUGCAGGUCCUUGUUCUGCUGGUGUUUGAAGCCAUAGUUCACCGUCACCAGACAUUCUACCGCAAGUAUUAUCGGUUGGAGGUGCCUCACAACCAUACCCUGUUUCCAGAGAUUUGGCGGCAACACCUCGAUGAAGGUCUCUUAAGCUGCAUCAAGUAUUUUAUAAACUACUUUUACUACAAGUUUGGCCUGGAGAUUUGCUUCCUGUUGACCGUGAACGUGAUUGGCCAGCGAAUGAACUUUAUGGUGAUCUUCCAUGGUUGCUGGCUGAUCGUGAUUCUGACUCGACGCCAGAGAGAAAAAAUUGCCAAAUUGUGGCCCAAAUACUGUGUAUUUCUGGUAUUCUUCCUACUUUGGCAGUAUCUGCUGUGUCUGGGCAUGCCACCUGUGCUUUGUAUAGAAUACCCCUGGAGGUGGGACCAGAUUGUUCCUGUGAAUUCAGCUCUGAUAAAAUGGAUGUAUCUGCCAGACUUCUUCACUCCUCCGAAUGCCAACGUCCUUAUUUAUGACUUCGUCUUGCUGAUGUGUGUAUCACAGCAGUGGACGGUGUUUGUGAAUGAGAAGAAAGAGGAAUGGUACACAGUUGCUGGGGAGAACGCGGAGCAGAUAGAGUUUCCUGGUAACAGACCUAACCUGGUACCUAACUUCAUCAACUGCCGGUCAUACUUGGACAUGCUAAAGGUGGUGGUCUUCCGGUAUCUCUUCUGGUUUGUCCUGGCCAUUGUCUUUGUCACGGGCGCCACUAGGAUCAGUGUUUUUGGCCUAGGUUACUUGAUGUCCUGCUUUUACCUCCUUCUUUUUGGCACAGCUCUUCUCCAGAAGCCACUGAAGGCAAGGCUAGUCUUAUGGGACUGUCUGAUCAUGUAUAACAUCACCGUUAUACUGUCCAAGAACCUACUGUCGCUUUUGUCUUGUGUGUUUGUUCAGCAAAUGCAAAAUCAUUUCUGCUGGGUGAUUCAGCUCUUCAGCCUGGUAUGCACUGUCAAGGGCUACUACAACCCUCUUGAAGUGGACAAGGGCCACGAAUGUCCUCUGCCCGUGGAAGAAGCUGGCAUAAUUUGGGAUGGCAUCUGUUUUUUCUUCCUCCUGCUGCAGAGAAGAAUCUUUCUCAGCUCCUACUUCCUGCAUGUGGUCUGUGACCUUCGUGCUGCUGCCCUGCAAACUUCCAGGGGUUUUGAGCUGUUUAUGGCCAGUAUAAGGAAGAACAUGGGUUACCACCAUGAAACUGAGAAAAAGUCACUUAGCCAGCUGAAGAAGCAGAUGGAGAGAAUUAGCGCAAAACAGGAGCGUUACCACCAAGAGAGGAGGAAGAGUAAGAAUGUCCUGGAGGAUACAGGAGAGGAAGAUGGUGCAAAGAGGAAGUCUAAAAAGAAGAUCCACUGGAGCCGCCCGUGGUUAGAUCAUGCUUCAGUGUUGCAUUCGGGGGAUUAUUUCUUAUUCGAAUCGGACAGUGAGAAAGAAGAGGAGUCUGUCUCGGAGGAGUUAAAGCCACGCAAACACAGUGCCUUCCAGUUGGCAUAUCAUGCCUGGGUCACUAGUGCGAAGGCUGCACUGAAGGAGAGGAGGAGGCACAGGAGACGCAGAGCAGAAAAGGCUCGUGAUGCACCACGAAAAGGGGAAGCCAAAGCAGAAGGUGGGACCAGUAAUGUGGUGCAACGUAUACUUGAUAUUUUGAAGUUUCUCUGGGUCCUCUUCCUUGCCAUGUUGGAAGGAUUGAUAGACUGGCUGGGCAAACUAACCAAACAGUAUGUGGACAUGUCCACUGUUUUGUGGAUUGAAAGAUACAUUCUGACACAAAAACUAUCCAAGGGGGAGGAUGUGACUGAAAAGGAUCUGAUUAACUUCUAUGAGAAUGGGCCGGACAGAGAAGUAGCAGGUCCUUCUACAGUACCUGCUGAACAAACUCUGGACAAAGGCGUGGAUUCACAUACCAGCAUGGGUUCGAGCGGCUGCGAGGAGGAAGAGGGGCUUACCAGUAGGGUGGAAUAUGCCGACAUAAUAACUCCGCUCACUACUGGCUACAACACCCACAGUAGUAGCAUGGAGCAGAUUUCCACCACUAUGAGCUGGGAGGAGGUGUCCUCGGGAAAAGAGUCCCCGGAGGUUCAGCCAACAAAGCGCUCCCGUACUGCCAGUGAAUUAUUAGUAAUGAGGCCAUUGAUCUACCCAGAACUCUGCGAAUCAAGUAUUUUCCUCAGGUCACGGAGCAUCCCAGAGAGGUUGUUGUUAGCACUGUUCCACUUCUUGGCUGCCCAUUCAGAGUUGCUAUGUUACUUUAUGAUCAUCUUGAACAACAUGGCGAGCGCCUCGCUCAUCUCCCUCUUCCUUCCCAUCCUAGUCUUUCUGUGGGCAAUGCUAUCUAUCCACCGGCCAAGCAAGAAAUUCUGGAUGACAGCCAUUGUGUUUACUGAGAUAAUGGUGAUGAUGAAAUACCUCUGUCAGUUCAGCUUCUUCCCAUGGAAUAGCGACACGGUUCUUGUACGUUAUGAGGGGAAACCAUUCUUCCCUCCGCGCAUCCUCGGGGUGGAGAAAAGUGAUGCUUACAUUAAAUAUGAUCUGGUCCAGCUACUGACCCUCUUCUUCCACCGAUCUCUGCUCAUGAGUUAUGGAUUGUGGGGUCAGGAACAUAUGGACCCUGUACAGAAACCACAGAAAGAGAAAAAGCAAAGCGAGCCUGAAAUAGAGCCUGAAAUAGAGCUCUCCACCACUAUAGACACCAAAGGGAGCUCCAGUUCUCUGAUUCGUCAGCGCAAGAGGAGAGAGUCGCAGACCAGCGAGACUGACAAGGAUGCAGGAAAAGAGAAACCUCAAGAUUCAGAGAAGAAGAAGAAAAAGAGGAAACCCGCUGCUGUCAGAAUGAAGAUGAUUGGUUUGAAAGUGGAAACAGUCUUCAGUCGCAUGGCCAAAGGAGUGUACAACCCUGUGAAAUCAUUCUUCCAUGACAUCUUUCACACUCCAUAUCGAGCAGCGACAGAUGUUUAUGCUCUGAUGUUCCUCGCAGAUGUGGUGGACUUUGUGAUCAUUGUCUUUGGCUUCUGGGCCUUUGGGAAACACUCAGCGGCUGCCGACAUCACAUCAUCGCUGUCUGACGAUCAGGUCCCUGAAGCCUUCCUGGUUAUGCUCCUCAUCCAGUUCUCCACCAUGGUAAUAGACCGUGCUUUGUACCUCCGUAAAACUGUGCUGGGGAAGCUGAUUUUCCAGGUGAUAUUGGUGAUUGGAAUUCACGUCUGGAUGUUUUUCAUCCUUCCAGCGGUAACUGAAAGGAUGUUCAGCCAGAACACGGUGGCUCAGCUGUGGUAUUUUGUCAAGUGUAUCUACUUUGCUUUGUCGGCCUAUCAGAUCCGCUGUGGAUACCCAACCCGUAUUCUGGGCAAUUUCCUGACCAAGAAGUACAACCACGUUAACCUCUUCCUCUUCCAGGGUUUCCGCCUGGUCCCAUUCCUGGUGGAGCUGAGAGCCGUCAUGGACUGGGUAUGGACCGAUACGACCCUUUCCCUGUCCAACUGGAUGUGCGUGGAGGACAUAUAUGCCAACAUCUUUAUCAUUAAGUGUAGCCGGGAGGCAGAGAAGAAAUAUCCUCAGCCCAAAGGUCAGAAGAAAAAGAAGAUGGUGAAAUACGGGAUGGGUGGCCUGAUUAUAGUCUUCCUAAUCUGCAUCAUUUGGUUCCCUUUGCUCUUUAUGUCCUUGGUACGCUCUGUUGUGGGAGUGGUUAACCAUCCUAUUGAUGUGACCGUGACUUUCAAGCUGGGAGGAUACGAGCCUCUGUUCACCAUGAGUGCCCAGCAGCAAUCCAUUCAGCCGUUCACCCAGCAACAAUACGAGGAUCUCACCUAUGAAUUUGAAAGACACCCAACAGCUAUGCAGUUCAUCAGUCUGUACAGUUAUGAGGACAUUGUAACGGCACGAAUAGAGGGCAACUCUGGAUCUAUAUGGGGGAUUAGUCCUCCAAGUCGGGACCAGAUGAGGGAUGAGCUAAGGAAUGGAUCUUCAGAUAUUACACUUCGAUUAACUUGGAACUUCCACAGGGACUUGUCCAAAGGGGGCACGGUUGAAAACACAUUUGAGAAGCACACUAAGGACUUGGACCCAGGAAGUGAGGUGCGGAUGCAACUGGCUGAUCUUCUGGAAGGGAAGCGUUCAACCCCAGUCUGUGUCUCACACUUAUUCCCAAAAUACAUUCGUGCCCCCAAUGGUCCAGAUGCCCUCCCUGUGAAACAGUUACAGCCAGAUGAGGAAGAGAGUUACCUCAAUGUGACGGUUCAGUUGAAUCGUAAACGUAUAGGACAUGGAAGUGACAGCAGCUUCUUGGAGUGGUGGGUGAUUUGCCUGGAAGGCUGCAAGAAAGACUGUGACAUCCUCCCCAUGGUCAUAUUUAAUGACAAAGUCAGUCCCCCAAGUCUGGGCUUCCUGGCAGGAUAUGGGAUUAUGGGACUGUACGUCUCAAUUGUCCUCGUCAUCGGGAAGUUUGUUCGCGGCUUCUUCAGCGAGGUCUCCCAUUCCAUCAUGUUUGAAGAGCUGCCUUGCGUCGACAAUAUUCUCAAGCUGUGCCAGGACAUCUAUGUGGUGCGUGAGCGCGGCGAGCUGGAGCUGGAGGAAGAGCUAUACGCCAAGCUGAUCUUCCUGUAUAGAUCACCAGAGACUAUGAUAAAAUGGACAGUGGAGAAGGACUAAGAUGGUGAUGCGAAGUAAGUUACAGAGCAAUAACUGUGCUGGAUAUGAAAUGCUGGAGCUGCCUGAAGGUCAGAGCAAGUGACAUGAA